ACCAUGUCGGCACAGGACGAAAGGGAUCAGUUCAAGCUUGAGCAAGAGACACUGUUGCCGCCGGCAGACUGUGCAGACGAUAGAGCCAGCGAGGAAUUGCACGAUGAGUUGGGCGAAGAUCUGAAGAAAGCUCUUGACGCGGCUACCGAGCAAAAACAAGAAGGCAACGACUAUUUUCGAGCCCAGAAUUGGGACGCGGCGUUGGCUACUUACCGAAGUGCGCUGGGAAGACUGCCCAAGCGGCCAAGUCGCCCUGACCCCAAUGUACGGGACAAGGGGAAAGGGAAAGAGGCAGACUCCGAGGACUACGAUACGCGAGACAUGGAGGUUACUGCGUCCACCGAGAUUCCAGCUGAGAGCCCACCUGCACCCGCCUCGACGGAGCUUCAGGCAGAAUGCGGCAAGGCCAGAGCGAUACUGAAUGCUAAUAUUGCCGCAUGUCACGUUAAACUGGGUGAGCAUAAAGAUGCCGUCGCCGCGUGUACCCAAGCACUGCUGGAUGAUCCAAACUAUGUCAAAGCUCUUCAGCGAAGAGCUUCCUCCAACGAAGAGAUCAACACUUGGUCCUCGCUCACAAGUGCACAGGAGGACUACACUAAGUUGCUCAGCUUGCUGCCGUCAAGCUCGCCGCAAGUAUCAGAAACGAGGCGAAAGCUGGAAGCUCUGAAGCCUCGUGUGGAAGCUGCCCAGAAACGAGAGACCGACGAGAUGCUGGGCAAGCUCAAAGACCUCGGCAAUAGCGUACUGGGGAACUUUGGUUUGUCCACAGACAACUUCAAGUUUGUGCCAAAUGGCCAAGGUGGGUAUUCUAUGAACUUCGAGCGGUAGCACAGCGCCGGCGAGUACAUGUCGUAAACGUACUAGAGUUCUGCGACAUAUCAACUAUGCGUCCAGCUUAGGAUGCCUCAUCUUCAGUGUCAAUAUAUACGAAAUUGUUGCGGAAAAAACCGGCGGCUGAUAAAGGCCAAACCUUGGCUACAAGUUUUCCCCUGAUUAAUCCCAUGGAUACUGGUCCAUACUGCCUAGAGUCUCUGGACAUCUCAGCGUUGUCGCCAAUAAACCAGACAUGGCCCUUGGGUAUCACCACAUGCUCCGUGGAGGGAGCCAACUGUCCUGUGGGGUCAACGCAAAUGACAUCUCCAGGAAGACCUAUCAGUCGCUUGCAGACCACGCGCGUAGGGUCCAACGGAGAGAUGUAGGUGACUAGGUCACCUCGCUUGAGACUCUUCGGAGAGACCAUUCGGCUCUCAAACACCACCUCCCCAGCUGCACUCAUGGUUGGGAGCAUAGACGGUCCAGAUACCACAUGAAUGAAGCCGAUAUGUUCCGCAAAGAGGUGAACAGCACAGGCCACGUUCACAACUGCAAGCCCUCUAAGCCCCCAUUUCUUGCCUAGACGUUCGAUGUCUGCACGCCUGAAGGAGGAUAUCGACUGGGCUAGUGCCGUCAGUCGUGACAUGAACAUUCCAUGCGUUCAGUGGCCGUGAAACUGCGUUCAGUGGCUGGGAUGAGUGACCAC
Phanerochaete carnosa HHB-10118-sp is the source of this 1519-nucleotide messenger RNA. RefSeq lists its product as uncharacterized. Gene Ontology annotation, molecular function: protein binding. The transcript has 10 exons. NCBI's taxonomy places the organism in Eukaryota, Fungi, Basidiomycota, Agaricomycetes, Polyporales, Phanerochaetaceae. The coding region runs from base 4 to 828 and encodes 274 amino acids. The record is from RefSeq and is a predicted model, not a curated record.